CGCGCGUUGUCCGUGACGUCACCGGGUGACACAGCAGCUGCUCGGUCGCGGUGACAAAACAACGAAACCGGCGGAGCGGGCCAACAGUUGUCCGCGAAACCUCGAGAUAGAGAUUGCUGCCGAGAGCCACACAAAAACGUAAUCACACUGAUUUAGAAGCGUCUAAUUUGCACAGCGUUAAUUAUCAGUGCCAGCGACACGAUGACCAAUCUGGCUCCCACCAUCCGACUAAAUAAUGGGCGCGAGAUGCCUAUCUUCGGCCUGGGCACCUGGAAGUCCUUCGAGUCGGACGCCUACCACUCUACGCGCCAUGCUCUUGACGUGGGCUACCGGCACUUAGACACCGCCUUCGUCUACGAGAAUGAGGCGGAGGUGGGUCAAGCGAUCGCCGAGAAGAUCGCUGAAGGAGUGGUAACCCGCGAGCAGGUAUUUGUGACCACCAAGCUUGGCGGAAUUCAUCACGAUACCGGGCUGGUAGAGCGCGCUUGCCGCUUAAGCCUGAGCAACCUCGGUCUGGAAUACGUGGAUCUCUACCUGAUGCACAUGCCCGUGGGCCAGAAGUUCCACAACGACAGCAACGUACACGGAACCCUGGAGCUGACGGAUGUGGAUUACUUGGACACCUGGCGGGAGAUGGAGAAACUUGUGGACUUGGGCCUGGCUCGAAGCAUCGGCCUGUCCAACUUCAAUGCUUCCCAGACGGAGCGUGUGCUGGCCAACUGCCGCAUCAAGCCGGUGGUGAACCAGGUGGAGUGCCAUCCAGGAUUCCAGCAACGUCAGCUCAGGGAGCACGCAAAGCGUCACGGCCUGGUCAUCUGCGCAUACUGCCCACUGGCACGCCCCCAGCCAGCCCGCCAGUGGCCACCCUUCCUGUACGACGAGCACGCCCAGCAGCUGGCAAAGAAGUACGGUCGGACCACGGCUCAGAUCUGCCUACGGUAUUUGGUCCAACUCGGAGUGGUACCACUACCCAAAUCCUCAAACAAGUCUCGCAUAGAAGAGAACUUCCGGGUCUUCGACUUCGAGCUGAGUCCAGAGGACGUUGCCAGCAUGGAGCAGUACCACACGGGACAACGCACGGUUCCGUUCUCCGGAAUGGCCGGGCAUAAGUACUACCCAUUCCACGACGAGUUCUAGGCGACAUCAGGGAUGUCACUCACUCAACGGUGUUCAGGAAUGUGUACUUUUUUAUAGGGGAUAUCAUAUCGAAAUGUUUAAAAUUGUUUACUCAAAGUCGAAGAGGUUGCUGGUGCACCGAUAUUUUAAUUCUUUUAAUAUUUAAUUACGAGAGAUUCGUAAGACACCCCCGCAUGUGUAGUAUUUGUAUUGUAAAAUAAAGUAUAUUACGUAGAAAA
Molecule: messenger RNA, 1355 nt
Organism: Drosophila eugracilis
Lineage: Eukaryota; Metazoa; Arthropoda; Insecta; Diptera; Drosophilidae
Product: aldo-keto reductase family 1 member B1
Exons: 1
Coding region: 202-1137 (311 amino acids)
Cellular component (GO): cytosol
Molecular function (GO): aldose reductase (NADPH) activity
Source: RefSeq, a predicted model, not a curated record